AUGGGUAUUAAAGGACUUCACGGGCUUCUCAAGUCCAUUCAGAAGCCAUGUCACAUCAAGAAAUUUAGUGGGCAAACCAUUGGAGUUGAUGCAUAUGGAUGGCUGCACCGUGGUACCGUUGCUUGUUCCGUGGAUCUAGUCCUGGACAAUCCCACUAGGAAGCACCUCGAUUUCGUCCUCAACCGAGUCCGCAUGCUUCUCUUUUUCGGAGUAAAGCCCUAUCUCGUCUUCGACGGCGACAAUUUGCCCAGCAAGUCAGGCACGGAGCAGGAUCGGCACCGGCGGCGUCAGGAAAGCAAGGCUCUAGGACUCGAACUGCAACGGAAAGGGAGGAUGCCGGAGGCAUACCAAGAAUUUCAAAAGGCUGUUGACGUGACGCCCUACAUGGCCCGCCAACUGAUUGAGGAACUGAAGCAAAUGAACGUGGAAUAUGUGGUGGCACCAUACGAGGCAGAUGCGCAGUUGGUGUAUCUCGAGCAGCAGGGCGUUAUCCAUGGGAUCAUAUCAGAGGACUCCGAUUUGCUUGUCUUUGGAGCCAAGCGGUUGCUUUCCAAACUGGACCAGCAUGGAGAAUGCAUUGAGAUAAACCGGGCUGACUUCACUGCUUGUCGUGAGGUUAGCCUGGUUGGCUGGAGUGAUGCGGAUUUCAGACGCAUGUGCAUUUUGAGUGGUUGUGAUUACUUGGCAAAUAUUCCGAAGAUGGGACUGAAGACUGCAUACCGAGUCAUUCGCAAGCACAAGACUGUUGAAAAAGCUCUACGCAUGCUCCAGUUCGAGGGCCAAUUCCGAGUCCCGGCCGACUACCAGGCCAACUUCAAUCAGGCCGAGCUAACUUUCCUUUACCAGCGGGUCUUCUGUCACAAGGCUGAAAAGCUGGUUACUUUGUCACCGCCGGAAGAGGGUAUUAAUUUGGAUGAGCUGCCAUACAUUGGUGGAGAUAUGGAACCCGAAAUUGCUAUUGGUGUCUCUCGGGGUGACUUGGAUCCGACUACCAAGGAGCGCAUUUGCAUAAAGCCACUGUCUACCAAUAAAGGGUCUCUUGGCAUCAAUCGUCGCCAGACAUUGGGGACUUCCUCCGAAUUGAAGCCGAGAAAGCCUAUCAAUUCGUUCUUUACCCCGAAGCGGACCCCUUUGGCCGAACUGGAUCCCAACAGCUUGACACCGUCGCCCAGCCAGCAGCGACUGUUGGACCGCAAUUUUAACCAUUCCUGGCAGGCGAACCCGGCGCCCCUCCGUUCAAACUCUGUUAGGUCCACCCCUCUCCGGGCAUUCUCCGAUCAAGGUCUUAGCCCUAUGAUCCGGAGUGUCGAGCGGUCCUCUUUCCUCGCGCAAAGCGCAAGCUCGUCGACUUUGCAACCGACCAAGAGACAAAGACUGUGCUCCGAGACUGAAGGAGACUCUUUGCCCGCAUGCCCCACCGCGCGCAGCCGGUUCUUUGCCCCCAGCAAUGAACAAACUAGCCCCAGUGGACAAAAGCUCUUUAGAUCUAAAAAGCCACGGAAAUCCGUGAUGGAUGUCUUCUCUGACGAUGUCGCAGAAGAUAUCAUGUCCAGCAUUCCAGACCCGAGUGCCACUCCUGGGCUGGGUGACUCAAAACCUGAGAGCAAUACCGAAACCCCUACCAAGCAGAGUGAAGCCAAAAUACCUACUUCCCAAUCUACAGACAGUGGGGCAUCGACAAGCACAGAUAUGGAGAAACCCCACAAUUCACCUGGAGAUGACCCCACCAACUCUCCAAUUUUCAAUGAGGCUCUUGAGUAUCACGUUGACCGACAGAACUCGACUCUUCUGUCUAAGUUCACAUUUCAGUCUGGACCAACGCUGGAGGCUGCCACACCUCGCUCCCCCAUGACGAAGAUCCCCGUGAUCCAGUCUCACCGGCCCCCACCACCGUCGACGCCUAAGACAGGCAGCAUUUCACGCGGAAAUACGGCUCAACGGCGCCUGACGCCUCUCCAGCGCAUGGGACACGCUGCUCUUGCUCGUUCUAAAUCUAUCAACCUCCCUACCAAACUUCGGGAUGCUGCCGCUGCGGGGUCUUGGGCCGAACAAUCUUCCCCAGUCUCGAAAGAGUCCUCUUUUACUGGAACCAUUGGUACCCAAGGCAGCGAGGAUCAGAUCGUCCCUGACAGCGAGGAUGAUGAGGAAGAGUCCAGCAUUGGGCUCUCCGCCACUCCUUUGGAUCUCAAGCGCUUUUCUUUUACAGCAAAUUAG
Messenger RNA from Penicillium canescens, 2214 nucleotides. RefSeq names its product putative exonuclease. NCBI's taxonomy places the organism in Eukaryota, Fungi, Ascomycota, Eurotiomycetes, Eurotiales, Aspergillaceae. The record is from RefSeq and is a predicted model, not a curated record. Gene Ontology annotation, cellular component: nucleus. Gene Ontology annotation, molecular function: 5'-flap endonuclease activity; DNA binding; metal ion binding. Gene Ontology annotation, biological process: mismatch repair; DNA recombination; DNA double-strand break processing. The coding region runs from base 1 to 2214 and encodes 737 amino acids. The transcript is spliced from 3 exons.